AUGAAAACAGCUGUGUACAGCAGAGGUGGUGAAAGUCUCUGGAACUCAGGUUUAUGCCACACACUUGUAACUGUGGGACCCUGUGUGGGUGAUACGGAGAAGGCUACCUUUGAUUGCAGCAGACAUAACCUAACGUCUGUACCCCAGCAAAUAUGGCCAAAUGUGACUGAGCUGGACUUAUCGGAGAACCACCUAAAUUUAUUACACACUAAAGCCCUGAAGAAGUUGAGGCACUGUGUUGAUUUGAUCAAUCUCAAUUUAUCAGGAAAUUACCUCCCCCUGCUGGUAAAGCAGCACUUCUACCACUUCCCCUCUCUGGAAAUACUGGACCUCAGUGGAUGCAAGUUGGCUGCAAUUGAGCCUGGGGCUUUGCUCAGCUUCCCCAGACUGCAAAAGCUGUUUCUAGGUAACAAUGAGCUACAAACCCCAAUGUCUGCUGUACUUCAAGGUCAUGGAUGGGUUGAGGUUGUAGAUCACACCAGUAAUCUUCAAACGAGUGACAGAACCAAAGAGGUGGUGCAAGUUGGUGCCAAUAUUUGUCAGAAGGAGAUACAUUCUGGUGGUGCCUUCAACAUGGCCACCCACAGUCUGUUCCUACGUAAACUACUGGCAGAAAGUUCGGCGGCCAUAACACCAAACAACACAACAGAUGCCAAUGAAAAAAUCUCUUCAGAUAGCUGGAAGUACCUGGUGGCAGCUCUGGUGACAGCCAUCAGUGUCUCAAUUCUCAUUGCCAUUGGGGCAAAAUGUAAACUUCUCCAUCGGUAUUUGGCCAGCUACAGACACUCCAGGCUCAGUGAGGGGGAUGGGGCGAGUCAGUGUGACCCUGCAAGUUUUGAGGUGGGAUUCUCCAACCAAGGCAACAUCCCAAAUUCAGACAGGGUAAAUGGAAGGAACAUGGAGGAUGAUGAUGAUGGAUUCAUUGAAGACAAUUACAUUCAAGCAAGUGAGAGGGAACGAGCAGUGCGAGAGGCCGAACACUGGGAGGAGGAGGAUGAGGAUGAGGAUAUGGAAGAGUUCAGCAUCGGAUAAACAAAACAUGAGCUGAGUGGGAGGUGUGCGUGGGACUGUUAUUUUUAAUCCUAUUCCUGCCCGCUCCUAAAGGAAUUCUGACUAAUUCUGCCUGCACCCACAGUUAAUAUAGUUUGUACUUAUUAAAGUUAAAAUAUAAACAAAUAAAUAAUCGAAGCCAUUAUGACGCUGACCAGGAUAAACCAGUUACUGAUGAUGAAUGAAUGAAAGCAGAAAAUAUCAUAAAGCGCUGCACAAGCACCUCACAUACACUGUAUAUGAUCUCAUGGUAAUGCUAAUGAGCCUUUUUGUGUCCCAUGAUCUUCAUAUUUGACUGCCUGCUCCCACCUACAACAAAGUAAAAACGUUUGUUGGGUGCCGCAGGAGCCCAGUCCCAAUGCACCCCUUUAGUGUGAGGUUUUCUACUACAAAAUGGAGGAUGAUAACUUGCAGCAGGACUUGACAAGCCUGCAAAUGACCUUAAAAAAACAUCUAGUUUAAUGAUUUUCAUACUUUACCAUUAAUAUUUUGUGUAAUGAUUUAAUGGUCUACACUCCAUUUCUUUAUGUUUUGUUAGGCUUUUUAAUCUAAAUUAAUAAAAGCCAUUUUUGACAUAUUGA
Messenger RNA from Ictalurus punctatus (channel catfish), 1631 nucleotides. RefSeq names its product chromosome 11 C1orf210 homolog (gene c11h1orf210). The transcript has 6 exons. NCBI's taxonomy places the organism in Eukaryota, Metazoa, Chordata, Actinopteri, Siluriformes, Ictaluridae. Gene Ontology annotation, molecular function: protein binding. The record is from RefSeq and is a predicted model, not a curated record. The coding region runs from base 1 to 1032 and encodes 343 amino acids.